Formica exsecta is the source of this 816-nucleotide messenger RNA. RefSeq lists its product as uncharacterized. NCBI's taxonomy places the organism in Eukaryota, Metazoa, Arthropoda, Insecta, Hymenoptera, Formicidae. The record is from RefSeq and is a predicted model, not a curated record. The transcript has 3 exons. The coding region runs from base 343 to 732 and encodes 129 amino acids.
UUUGAUGGCACCUAUUUCAUCUGAUCGUGACCUCGAUCGGUGGAAUAGGCUGUAAACUUACCGAUUCGUUCAACGACAGUGAAUGACACGAGGACACGAGUCCCUCUCGGAGUAGUACGCAAGACGCAAAUAACUUCCCCCACUCAAUGGGAUGCCCCGCCCAAUACGAGUGAUCUAACGCUGUUCAAACAUUCCAACGCACAAAAGCGACGCGCAAGUAGCUGGAUGUUUUUCACAUCUUGCUUGUGUAAAAUAUUAUUAUAUUACCAAGUGGAGAAUAAAUAUCGACGACGCGACAGGCGAAAGAAAAGGAACAUCCUUAGAGAGUGUUAACAUUGUGACAUGUCCAUUCUAGACGAGCGCGAAGAUUAUCUGAAGAAUCCGUACUUCAAAGGACACGAGUACGGUGACUUCACGCCGUUCUACAUCACGAUAGCCCUCUGCGCUACUUUGGGUGGAGCCCUGUUCAUUCUGAACAUCGUGUUUUGCUGGUGCUCACGGCACCGAGAAUAUUGGCAAAAUCGCCACACUGGAAAUAGGUGGAUCCAGCCUCUAUGGACUGUAUUGCCACACAAAACACCGCCGCUUGAUCUAAGCGAACUAGAACAUGGUCGUAUCAAAUAUCCGCAAGUGAGGCACGAAAUCAUCCAGUAUCACGAUUCAGAGUCUCAAGGAGCCAUACCAGAGUCGCAAGUGUACCUAGAGAUGCAAAAACGCGAGAGUGAGAUCUAAAAUAGCUAACAGCACAAACUAGUGAUCAGUGUGGUAUUGGAAAGCAGUAGUGAGGGAAAUACUCAUGCUUCAGAAUACGUAUAA